CAAUUAAUAUUACAAAUUCGAUGAUACGAAAGGAAAUAUAAAAUUAGAGCGAUUUAGAUAUGCAAAUUUGAAGGCGGCGGCCCCACCGAAAGACUCGCGUAUAUAUUCCAGGUGGCUCUUCCAUGAAGUCGUCAGACACAUAGCCAAAAUGUACUCUCUCGAAGUUCUAUCGUGUGUUUUCCUCAGUUUCUUUCUAAGUAUCGAAGGUAUUCAAAUAAUUUGGGACAAUGAUGCAAAAGUUAACUACAACGACAUAGACUUUGCAAGAAAGGAAGAGGUUCGGAUGCCGAAUUGGCUCUUCAUCUAUCCAGGAACCAAAUGGUGUGGUGCCGGUAAUGUUGCAAUGAAUUUCGACGACUUGGGCGAUUUCGCACGAACAGACAAGUGUUGCAGAGCACACGACAACUGUGACGAUUCAAUUGAAGGCUACCAAACCAAUCACAACCUGACCAAUACAGGCUUCUAUAGCAAAUUGAGUUGCGGCUGCGACGAGAAAUUCUUCCAAUGCCUAAAGUCGGUAAACACGCGUGAUUCUAAGAUCAUAGGUGGCAUUUACUUCAACGCCUUGGGAACGCAAUGCUUCAAAAGCGAUUAUCCCAUCAAGAAAUGUACCAAACAAGUCUACUUCCCAUCCAAGAAAUGCGUCAAGUACGAACUGGACGUUACCCAAGAAAAAGUUUACCAGUGGUUCGAUAUUCCUAUAUUUUAAGUAACAAGCAAC
This is a messenger RNA of Nicrophorus vespilloides, 721 nucleotides long. RefSeq names its product phospholipase A2-like (gene sPLA2A). The record is from RefSeq and is a predicted model, not a curated record. Gene Ontology annotation, biological process: arachidonate secretion; phospholipid metabolic process. NCBI's taxonomy places the organism in Eukaryota, Metazoa, Arthropoda, Insecta, Coleoptera, Silphidae. The transcript has 4 exons. Bases 149 to 709 code for a protein of 186 amino acids.